Myotis daubentonii (Daubenton's bat) is the source of this 1361-nucleotide messenger RNA. It is a transcript of the gene GCA, whose product is annotated as grancalcin. The transcript is spliced from 11 exons. NCBI's taxonomy places the organism in Eukaryota, Metazoa, Chordata, Mammalia, Chiroptera, Vespertilionidae. The coding region runs from base 503 to 1219 and encodes 238 amino acids. Gene Ontology annotation, molecular function: calcium ion binding. The record is from RefSeq and is a predicted model, not a curated record.
GUGCCUGGGGGCAGCAGGCUGUGCGGCAAGGUGCCUGGCAGCGACAGGGCUGCCCGCAGAGCCCCCGAUGGUCCCGCGGGGAGGUCGCCCCUGGCAGAUUCCGCCUCUUUCCCGCAGCCGUCAGCCUCACCCCCUGUCAGCUAACAUGUGGGGGGCUGUGAAAGCGCCUGACUCGGGACUUUCCAGCCUGUCAGUGAAGGGAAACCCAUGCCAACAGGAAGGAGUUCGCCUUGGCUGGGGAAUGCAGGCAGGUUCUGGCCCCGCCAGAGAGCAGCAUUAUUUACAAUAGCCAAGAUCUAGAAACAGCCCAAGUGCCCAUCGACAGAUGAGUGGUUAAAAAAUCUGUGGUGCAUCUACACAAUGGAAUACUAGUUGGCUAUAAAAAAGAAGGAACUCUUAUACCUUUGAGACAGCAUGGAUGGACCUGGAGAAUAAUAAGGCAUCGAGAACAAACUACUUGAAGACCACACUCUAGAGAACCUCUUAAACGCCAGAGAUUGUGAUGAGUGUGAAGAGCAAGGUUAUGAAGAAUGAAAGAGGAAGCUGUGCAGGUGAAAGGAGAGAGAACUCUGGAAAGAAAUGGUUUGGAAAUUUUAUUGGUCAGAUGCCAGGAAUGCAGAUGCAGAUGGGACAGCCAGUGCCAGGAACAGGACCACAGGUGCUCCCUGGUGGAUACCCUGGACACCCAGCUUACUCGAACAAUUACUCCUCAGCCGAAGACCCCAUGUGGACAUACUUUACCGCUGUUGCUGGACAGGAUGGUGAAGUGGAUGCAGAAGAACUUCAGAAAUGUUUGACACAGUCUGGAAUUAGUGGAACUUAUUCUCCCUUCAGUUUGGAAACCUGCAGAAUUAUGAUUGCCAUGUUGGAUAGAGAUUACACAGGAAAAAUGGGAUUUAAUGAAUUCAAAGAACUUUGGACAGCUCUUAAUGCCUGGAAACAAAAUUUCAUAACUAUUGAUCAAGACCGAAGUGGCACAGUGGAGCAUCAUGAGUUGAAUCAAGCCAUUGCUGCUAUGGGUUAUAGGUUGAGUCCUCAGACCUUAAGUGCUAUUGUUAAACGUUACAGCAAGCAUGGCAGGAUCUUCUUUGAUGAUUAUGUGGCUUGCUGUGUGAAGCUGCGGGCUUUGACAGAUUUCUUUAGGAGAAGAGACCACUUGCAACAAGGGGUUGUGAAUUUCAUAUAUGAUGAUUUUUUGCAGGGCACGAUGGCAAUUUGAAUAUCUAGAAUUUGAAAACUAAAGAAAUACUGUGAAUGUUUAUGCUUGGAAGAAAUGAACUGGACUACUUUAAAUUAAAGCUUUUGGGGCUUUUCAUGUUUCUACCUAUUAAAUCUAUUCCGUUUAAUUAAUAUAUAUAUAU